This is a messenger RNA of Pocillopora meandrina, 12036 nucleotides long. Lineage: Eukaryota; Metazoa; Cnidaria; Anthozoa; Scleractinia; Pocilloporidae. The record is from the annotation of a GenBank genome assembly.
AUGGCCGCUCAAAUAGCUAGCAGUGCGAUGGAGAAAGUUUCAGAGAAAGUUUCUUUUGCAAAAAAGGUACUAAUCUCCUUUAAAGAGAAAUUUAGUAACUAUUUACUUAUUAUUUGAAGCAUUCAUCGUUUCAGGGUUGCUAUUUCUUUGGUUUGAGCACUUGAACUUGGGAUUGAAACCAUCGGAAUUUUCUUAAUCAACAUUUUUUUCAUGUACAGAUUCCAUUGCUGAUGAAAGCCACUUCAGACGAUAAUAAUCCAACUUCUGGUUACAUGUAUCAGGAAAUUACUAGUAUCCUGUGAACCAAAUUAGUUGAAAAGAUAUCUGCUUUAUGACCCUGAUUGUUCGAUUAUGCUAUCUGUGCUAGUUACUAAUUUUAAUUGGAAGUUUCAUUUGUCAGUUUAUAUAUGUUUACAUACUUGGGUUACCAUUGCGUCUCAAUUGUAUUUAUUACUGGAAAGCAGUGGUUGCUUGUUACGCAAAGAAAUGUAAGACUUGCACUCAGGAGUAAAAGGUGCCCUAUUAUCAGAACUACCUGAGAUAGACAGGUGGCCUAGCACUGUACAACCUGGACUCCAGGUCAUAAGGUGUGAGUGUGUGCUCUAGUCAGGUCAUUGUAUUGUGGUCUUGGCCCAGACACCUAACUCUCACAUUGCCACCCUCUGCACGUGAGUAUAAAUGGGUGCAAAUGAAUUGUCAGGGAGGCCUGAUGAAUGGAGGAUACCUUGUAAUGGGCAUGGGACUAGACAUACUUCCCUUGAGGGCUUCUGUAAAAUUGAAAUGGCAAUACUGUUAAAGGGGUAAGUUUCUUAGGAAACUGUGGUGCUACGUCCAUGGGAGAGUAUAACAGGGUAAUUUAGUAUUACCAGAGAGUUUUGAGCAUUAGUUCUUCAUCAUUCACCCUGACGAAGGGCUAAUGCUUGAAAUGUCAGCUUUGAAACUCUUUACAGUGGCCAAUUUAUGUUAUCAACUCAGUUGAUAAUACUAAAUUACCUUGUUAAUAUUAUUUAUGAGUGUAACUGGCUUCUUGGUUUAUUGUAAAAUUGUACUGGUUUAUUGAAAGCCACAGCUAUCUGCGCAAAAUAAGGAUUCUUAGGAGCUGACGGAGCAGUACAUGGUGCAAUGUGGAGAUUGUUUUAAUAACUAAUUAGUAAAUGUCUUUCUCAAAAUGUUAUCCUCCUUAAAAUACUUGAGUAUCGGAAUACAAAACUAUCUUUCUGUUUGAUUCAUUCCAGACAAUCACAAUUGAACUGUUGUCAACCAAUUUAUAAUCUAACCAUUUAAGUGCUUUAAACCAUCAUUUCUAAACCACAAAUUAGAUUGAUGUGCUUUAGUUAGCAGGUGGUUGUGGAGAUAGGAAAAAGAAGUAGCCUUAGAAUUAUUUAUUUAUUAUAAAUCUGCUGGUACAUAUUAAAAACAUUUUGCAUGUGCCCUACCAGCUGAUGGGGGAUUAGUCUUUUGUUUUUUAUCAAUCUAAGUCAGUUGGUUGUCUAGUUUUGUGCCAUUAAAGACAGAUAGAACGUUUCCUUAAUAAAUAUUUUAGGUAUAACAUAUGAAUCACUCAGCAGCUGCAAUUCUCUGUUAGAUUUUUUCAUCAGUAGACUGAAGAGGCAAUCACCAUAUAUCAAGUACAAGGUCUGUGAUAUGACUGUAAAUGAUAAGGAAACAGGGAUCAUUUAACCUUUAAACCUUAAGAGAAUUGCUCCCUAAAGAAACAGUGCUCAACCAUUUAUUAAGCUCGUGAGAAUUAAGGAAAAGAUUGCCAACCUAAGAAGCUCUUGAUUGUGAAACAAAUUCUCCUUGUCAGUAUCAAAGGAAAUGCAUAGAGAGGAGUGUGGAGAAUAUGGAUACUGAUAUUAGGGUGUAAAAGGUUAACAAACUUAAUGACUUUUUAACUCUUUCACUCCCAAGAUCUAAUUAGUAAUUCUCCUUACUAUCUGCCAUACAAUUCUUAUGAUGUUAGUUCAGGGAAUUUGGUAUUGGAUCAACUAAUAAUCUCAUAAUUGAUAUUCUUCUCUAUUCUCAUCACCUACCUACUUAAUAUUGUAUUGAUAUUGUAAGGAGAAAUUCUGUCUUGGUCACUUGUGGGAGUGAAAUGGUUAAGGGAGUCUUCCAUGAGAAAUUUUCCUAAUAUACAUGAUUAUUGCCUUGUCAAUAUACGGUAGAUUUGUAACAGAGGGAUGGAUGCUUACAAUUUAAAAGACCAUGACAAAAGAGGAAGACCUUUACUGUACCAUGACAUAAAAUACUUAAUAUAUUAUCAAUUGUUCAAAUUUUUUUCUCUGCCUGCAGGUACUAAAGAUUUUGUGCUAUGUUGGAAGCAAUGGUCAUUCUGAGUUCAGAAGUGCUCUACGGCAUAAAGCUGAUAUUGUCAGAGAAACUGAAAGUAAGGACUUGUGAAUUUACAGUGAGUUUACAAUGUGUAUUAUUUUUUUGGAGGAUAUUUACCCAGCCUUCAUGGCUCAGUAAAUAUGCAUCACUCGCCACCUCCACUUCAGUGGUUAGUUAAUUGUUUUUUUUGGUACAGUUACUGUCAGUAAUAGCUGGUCACAGUGCUAGUCAGGGGUUCUUCUUAAAAAAAAAACCUGUUCUGUCCUCCCUCUCUUCAGGGUGGGUUGACAUUAAUAUGAAACAUCAUGAGGCCAGUUGAGCAUUGAGUUACUUGCCAGGACUUUAAGCAUUGUAAGAUAAUUUAGUUUUAAAUGACUGUGAAUAUAUGAAAGUCAUAUAUUUGAACUGCGGAUAAAGACGUGAAUAUGAGAGCAAUCUUUGCAGUAAUGAGCACUACUUGCCUUAUUUUUUAUGAAAGCAAUCUUCACAGUAAUGGACACUAGCCUUAGUUUCACCACUGCUUAAGUAGUGUUCAUUACUGGGGAGAUCACUUUCAUAUUCACAUAAUUUAGUUUUGUCAAUCUGGCUGAUAUUGUAAAUCAUCCACCUUGAAGAGUUUAAAAAGCUGACAUUUCGAGCAUUAGCUCUUCUUUUUUGCUCUGAUGAAGAGCUAACCCUUAUAACAUCAUCUUAACAUUGGCCUAUUUACAUUUAUAAACUUAGUUGAUUAGACCAAAUUAUCUUGUAAUAUGGCCAUCAAUGCAGUACCACAGUUUCUUUAAAAAACUUAACCCCUGUUAACCAUUGUAGUUUCCAAAAUUUUUACCUUGUGUUUGUUUAGAAUAAGUAAGUGAUGAGUAAAGAAAUCAAGUCACCAUGACCAAAAUUUUGUUUACCUUUCAUUCUAACAAGUAGAAUAAAUACUGUUGUAGGAAAAUUUACAAGAUCUAGAUUAGUGUAUAUCCUGUCUCUAAGGUAAUUGACUUCAACAUCCUUAAGUGAUUAACAUGCGACUUCUCUCACUAAUAUCCACACAUUAUCCAUGAAACAGGUAAUGAGAAUUCUCAUAGUUAUCAGGGAGAAGUUGUUAUCUUGAUUUAACACAAAGUGUUAUUACUAAUUUAUAAUGUUAAUAGGACUGAGUGGAGUCCAAUUCAGUCUGUAAUCAUAUGAGUGAUUGAGCAAAUCCCAAGACUGCAAAGCAGGAGUCAGGUUUGUUAAUCAUGAGGAUGAUUACCAACAGAAAUGGAUGACAUAAAGUCCUGUUACCAAUUAAUCAAAACUAUGACAAAGUUCAAGACAGAAGUUAGACUUUGGUCAUAUGUUUCCAAAAAAAAAAACAAUAGGUAACUCAGCAAAAGGUGCAACAAAAGCCCAUGCGCAUGACAUGUUCUGUCUACUUACACAAGCAUGAUAUGUCAACUGUCCUGUUACACUGUCCAAUUACAAGCAUGAGGCAUUCAUUGUCUUAUUAGUGCUCAAAUUGGGCUGGCAAUAACCAAUCACAUUUGAAAAUUGUGUUAUAGUUUUGAUUAAUUUAGCAGAUAGAUGGGAGAAUGGAUAAUCAAAUCUUGGAAACUAAAGGGUUAAACUGGCAUUAAAACCAAAAAUGUUUUUGAGAUAAAUGUGCUAUAUUUGAAAUAAUCUCCUGCAUUUUUAUUCCUUUGUAGGUUUUACUGGUCAGUUGGAUCAUCUACAGGGUGAUGCUCUCAAUCAACGUGUUAGAGCUGCAGCAUCAGUGAGUCAUAAAAUUUAUGAAUUCCAUUUAAUAAUUGGAUAAUUAUGAUACUUAACAAGGAAUUUGCUCUUCCAAAACUGCCCAAGUUGUCAACACAAGAAGUUAUCCUUUAUUCACCAAGAGUGACUAGCAUUUAAUAUCUCCUUACAAUAUCACCUCUGAAUCAAACAUUGAUGUCCUGAGAAUAGUGGAAAUGAUCACAAAUUAAAAAGCUUUUGAUUUAUAGAUAAAUUCUCCUUGUCAGCUCCUUGGGAAGUGUAUAGAGAAUAUUAUAGAGAAUAUGCAUACUGAUGUGUGAGAAGAUUGUGUAAGAACUCAAAAGGAGAACAAAGGAAGCAGUUUUAGUUUCGUUACUGUUAGUAAAAGCUCAGCUUACACUGCAGCCUGUGAUAACUGCAAGACUUAGAAAUCUGUUAACAAAGGAAUGUAUUUUUGUUAAGGAAAGAAGGCAAUAAGGCAUUAAAAAUCUAGACUAAAUGUUGGCAGUGUUCAUUUUGUGGUUUUUCCUGAUCUCCCAUUCAACUGUUUGGAACAUUUUCAUUAAAUUUACCUUUAUGAAAGUUUAUGUAAUGUCAAGUUGAAGUUUUGUUCUCCAAAGAGGAGGUGAAUAUUUGUGGCAAGGUAAACAUCCACCACUUUCUCUGACAAUGGAGUGAAUAAUUGUUUGAGUAUCUACCGAACAGAAACAAAAAAAAUGUUUUUUUUUUUCUGUCGUUAUAACAAAAAAUGGUUAGAAUUUACAUUGUAGACAUACAAUUUUGUCUCUUCAGCUGCUCAGAGGUGAAUAAUAUUUGCUAAUCACUUUUGAACCAGUCAGUCAGCAUGUAAGAAGAGUGCUAUUCACCUGUGUGGUUUAUAUUAAUAAUAAUUAUUACUUUGUCAUGUAGGAGUUAAUUGCACUACUCUUCAAUGUUGAGAGCAGUGGAACUUCAACCAUGCAUGGUGAGUGAAAGGAAGAGGGACUGGCUGCUAAGAUGGAGGAGGACUUGCCUCAGGGCCAAGGCUCUGAGCUGAGCAUUUUUCAAAAACGCUAUUGGGCAACUGUGAUUCAAAAUAAGGUCACCAAGAAAAAAUAAUCACAUGUCAGAAGUAAAAAGCGAGUAUCAGUAGUAUUUCAUGAUAAAUUUUGUAGUGCUGAGAAGGCUUACCACACAGCAUUUGUUGUGAAAUAAACAGUGUGGCUGGAAAUCACUUCUGCAAGAUUCAUGUAACAUCUCUGAUAAGCAAGGAGAAAGAUGAAUUAUUUUGCAGAAGGAAAUGACUGUUUUUUGAAAAGUUAACCUGUAUUUAACCCUUUAACUCCCAAGAUCUGAUUGUUAAUUCUCCCCUCCAGCUGCUACACAUUUCCUUGUCAAUUAGUUAUGAGAAUUUGGUGUUAGAUUAGAAAACAACUUCUACCUGAUCAGUUUGAGUAUUCUCAUUACCUGUUUGUGGGAUAAUGCAUGGAUAUUAUAGGGAGAAGUUACUUGUUGAUCACUUCCAUGAUACCCUUACAUUACCCAGCAAACAGGUAAUGAGAAUACUCAAACUUAUCAGUUAGAAGGUUUUAUCUUGAUCUAACAACAAAUUCUCAUAACCAAUUUAAAGGAAAUGUGUAGUAGCUUGAGGAGGGAAUUCACAAUCAGAUCUUGGGAGUUAAAAGGUUAAUCCAACAGGGGCUAAAAUUGAAUUAUGUGGUACAGACUAAUUCACUAGUAACCAGAAAUACCUUGGGGAAAGAUCUAACUCUGUUUAAUUCUUGUCUAUAACUGUAGCAAUGAGGGGACCAACAGGAAAGAAGAUGGAAGGAUUUGGAAACUCACCUUCUCAACAGCCAAGUAAGUAUUAACCUACUCUUUAUGGUUUAAGCCCUAGGCUCAUGGGGACUGCUUUUUACUAAAAAGAGAGCAAAACUCUCCAGAAUCUGUUCAACCAAGCUAACAUAUUAUUGUGCAUGAUCUUCCCGAAAUUGAAGUGAACAUUGAUGAGUCAAUGAGUCAAUCAAUGAGUGCAGAAAAUCAAACACAAUUUUAUAUAGUAUACAAUUUAAUUGUUAGACAUGGAAAUGACACAAAAAGUGUUCAAAAUCAACAUGAACACAUAACUGUUGAAGACAACAAAGCAAACAUUUAAUUGCUCUGUUUUUAUAAAGUCAUUAAUCAUAGAAUUGGUUUCAAAACUGCUCAAUGCUAUGUGAACACUCAAGGUAUGAAGACCAAAGAAUUUGUGCUGCAUGUAGCAUUAUCUUCUUUCUUGAAUUUUACUACAGAAAACAAAACGUGGCUUGAUUCCAUGAAAACUAUGGCUGAACAUCUUCCAGAGGCAGCAAAUCGUUUUGCAUCAAAGAAAGAAAAAGAAAGUAUGGCAUCAACUGGAGGAUUAACUGGAGGCAUCAGAUUUGUUAAUUACGUUGAUUUUUCAGAUCCUGAUUCAGGUAUCUCAGCAGUUUGUUGUUUUCUAUGAUGAUCAGAUGACACAUCUGAAAAUUCCAGUGGGGACAUUAGUGUUUGAAUUGUAGAAAAUUCCAACACAUAGAUCUAGUGUAUGAAAUGUGUUAGAUCCUGUUUAGUACUUUUUGCAUGAUCUGUAAGGAUUAUUGCACAUUUUCAAGUAUCCACUAUCCUACGGCACUAAAAUACACAAGAUUCCAGCUUGUGCUUCAGCAAUGACGACAUUCACUGGAAUCUGCCAUCUUAAAAUGGAGGCAGCAUAACCACCUUGCCUGCUCCCUAUAAAAUCACCAUCUCUGAACUCUGAUACCUCUACAGGCUAUGUAUGCAUGGGGUUCAAUAGCAAUAAAGAUUGUUGACUAGUGUUAUAAAUGAUUCAUUCUAAUAAUGAAUUUUCCUGAUCUUAGUAAUAUUUUGUCUUUCACUUAAUAUCUGAAUUAUUCAUAGUGGUUAAUUAUACCAUCACAGGGUCUUCAAGGAAGUAAAUAGUGAAUUAAUCUAAAGUAAACACAGACAGAAGUGAUCUUCAUAUUUACAGGAAAUAUUUGACAAAAAAUUCUUAAUUACUUUUAAUUUGUAGAUUCCAAGACAUUUGUGGAUGAUGAAGUCUCCCAUCAGUAAGAAACAUCUUUGCUUUCUAUUUGUAAUUUCUAAUUAAAAAGACUCACCAGUAAGUUCUCUUCUGCUCAAUGGAAGAGCAAAGGAGUACAUAUUCCGAUGGUGUGGAGGUGUGAUCCCCAUGGGAAACAAAGAUAUUUCCCCUUUUUCUAUCAUGACAAAUUAAACAAAACACACAAUAGUGUUAUUGGUUGGAAUAUACCCUGUAUGACUCGAACAAAUAAAUUUUAUUAUAAUAAUUUUCAGUUGCAUUGCCAUAGGCAUGUAUUGAUCCUUAGAGCAUGUAAAAAAUAUUCAACAGGAGUCAAGAGGGUCUACCUCUAUCCCUAACAGGAAUUUUGGUCCAUUUAGAAAGCAGUAUGCACAAGGUAUUUUUCAAAACUCCUCUGAGUUGGUGGUCAUUUAAUAUAUUAAUUGGGGUAAAUUGAAAGGUUUAAUGUUUCUUUGUGUUUAAAUUUCAGUUCAUCAGGAGACCAAGAAUCAGUAGAACUGGAAGAUGCCUUGUCUGUAGAAGUUCAUCUUGUUGAAAACAUUACAUCUGAAGGUGGAAUACGUGCAGUGCCUUCAAAGCAAGAUUUAAAUCAGUUCACAAAAAGGUAGAAUUAUACUUGGAAUAUUCUUCCAACUUUUGCAUUAGUUUAUGGUAAUAAAUUGUGUUGGUCAGAAAUUUACAAUUGCUAUUGUUGUAUUGUUCAGGUUUCUUGCUCUUGCUAGUUUCCAUGAAAUUCCUGCUUGUUACUUUUAGCUCUGAUAAGGAACUUAAACAUCACUUAUUGAGAAAUUCAAACAUUCAAAGCAUUCAUUUAGAUUUUUUUUUCUUGUAAGAUGCUCUUCCUUAAAUUUCAAUGAGGUAUUGAUAGCACUGAACAGCAGACUACUGGAACCAGUCACUGAAGUUCAACUGGUAGGAACGUUUAUUACCUAAUAAAAUAUGUGUCUAUUAUGAAAUUACUUAAAUCACUCAAGAAAAGAUUGUGUCAUCAGUGAAUACGUUACAGUGUGAUUAAUUUGUUCCCAAAAAAAAAAAAUACAAAACAAUAAAAUCCAGGUUUAUUACAGGGUUUGUACAAGUCUUGGAAAACCUGGCAAGUCUUAGAAAAGGACUACAGGUCUUUGAGAGACCUGGAAAUCUGCUUGAUUUGUUCAAUUAAUUUUUCACAAUUUACAUUGUAAGAAAUGUAUGUAGACCAGAAGGAGAAUUGAAUUAGAAAUCUUGGAAAUGAAAGGCUUUAAGGUGAAAUUUGGAGUCCGGAAAAAAUCUGAGUCCUGGAAAAGUCCUUGAAAUGUGCUUUUGAAAAAGGAUAAAAACCCUGUAAUUACUAUACAGUAUGAUAAAGAGGGCACAAAAUUCAAAGUAAUCUCAGUAUUGGCCAGUCCAUCUUGUAAAAUUAUCUGUAAAGAACAGUAUUAUAAUUAUGACAAUGGUAUAAAACUAUCAAUUAAAGAAUGUAAGGAAAACAUUUACACAAAGUGGGGCACAUGUAGGAGGUUGAGGGUUUGAGUCCCAGACCAGAGGAACACUUUAGUGGUUAAAAUAAUUGAGAUGAUUGUGCAUUCUCUAAAGUGACCUCUACAAAUGGUUGGACAUUCUGAUCUUCUUGGAUGAGGAGUCUAAACCAAAGAACUUUUCUCUUCUAUUUUCAUUGGUAUGACUCAGAGGGGGACCUUGCAUACAUACUGGUUUAUUGAUAAAUACACCAAGCUACUGUGAGCAACACUGACAAGCUAGUUUUCCUUUAUGGCACAGAAGAUGAAAUUAUAAUAAUUAAAAUAUUAAAUGUAAAAAUUGUUUUGGCUGUGAAAUAACAUUUCAAUAAAAAGUUUAAAAAAUUGUUACAAUAACUAUAAAGAAAGACUACCAGUAAAAUAAUAGAAAUCUUCUUAAUAUUUUAAAAGAAUCUAUUUGAAAAGAAAAUGUGAUCAAGAUAGACCUAGCUGGUCUAAUUUUCUUAUGGUGUUUUUAACAGUAUUACCUUGAAGAACCCAUACUCUAAUCACAGAAUAAGGUGCAAAGACUAGUCUUUGCAUGUUUAUUUCAGCAGAUCCAAAUUAGGAUACCACUGCCAAACUCUAAACUAUUCAAACAAAAAAGCAAAAAAGAAGUAGAGUAAACUUGAAUGGAUUAUACUCAAGAACAUAACUCGGACCUAAUUUUUUUUCAAGUUCAUCCCAGUCUGGACAUUUUUUUUUUUUUUUAAUGCUUAGACACCAUAUUUGCUUGUCACAUGCCUAGCAAAUGAAACACUAUUACCAUGGCUAUUUAUGGAGGGGUUAUAAAUAUUAAAAUUAAAAAAAAACUAUAGUACCAUUUCAAAUUUGGGAUGGUUUAAUUUAUGAAUGUAACAGGCUCUAUUCAAAGUGAAAUUGUGGUUAAAUUUUUUUGUUUUGUUUUGUAAAGUUAUGGACUUCAAAUGUUUUCUUUUUUUUGCAGAAGUCACUACAUGUUUUGGAGCACCUUUUAAAGAGUGAUAUUCCUUGUGUGGCCUCAAGAAUGUCUCGAUUUUGCACAAAUUUGGAAGGAAUUACAAAAUCAGAAAGUGGUAGUGUUUUAUCCAAGGCUACAAAGGUGAGUGGAUCAGAUUAAUUUACUUAAUGAAGAGUGAUUUUUUUUUUUAAAUAUUGUCUGUGUGGAUAUGCAUCAUACACAUAAUGACAGAAACAAUAUAUUGUUUUUAUUUAGAUCUUGUAUUUACUGAAUGCAAAAAGAAAAACAGAGGGAACUAAGAAAGGUAAGCAUGAAGCAUAUGAUAUUGAUCAUAGAUUUUGGCCUAAAUAAUUGUGACAAACUUCAGAAGGAAAUAACUAGCAGUACUCAGUAUUUGCAAGAGAUGGAAUAAUAAGCAAAAACAAAUUGAGAAAUCAGUACUACAUGCUUCCAUCUGUGAUCUUUUCCAAGCUAUCAAUACCCAAAGCUAUAUUUGGAAGUCUUUCCAGGGGAUAAUCCCACCCUAACCCAAGGGAUGUGCCCCCCAUCAUGUAUUUUUUUUACCCAAAGGAAAUAGCUUAUUAUCCUAGGUAGUUUGGGUAACUCUCUCUAAGAUGGUGCAGUAUAUUAAGAACAGAGUAAAAGUACUUGUACCAAUGUUAAUAAUAUCUGUGGGAUUACUGAAUGAUGUUAAAGGACUUUAAUCAAGUAACAUGAUUGCACUAGCUUAUUAGAUAGUUGAUUGAUGAAUAAAGACAGAAUACAGAAGUUAAUUAAAAAGUGAGUGUCUCCUCUAAAUGAAUACACAACAGAUGGGUCCAAUAGUUAAAGAUCAUAGCUUUACUUCAUGUAGAACACAUACAGUGUAGAGGCAUUUGAUCAUUUGAGGUUGAACUAACUUCAGCACUGAACUCUAUCAAGCUUGAUUUUGUUUCCUUGCAGAUGUUCAAGUCUCAGUUGAAGAAAGAGAUGUCCCAGUGGUAAGUUUUAUAGACUCUAUACUGACCAUGUCAGGUUUAUACCUCUGAUGAUCUAUUUUUCUUUUCUUUUUUAUUAUUGUUAUUUUUGUUUCUUUAUAUUUGCUUUUAUUUUGACAUAACUGGAUUCUAAGUUUAAAGCCCAGCAGCCAUUUACUAAUUCCCUUUGAGAUCAUAUCACGCAAUCCUAUGUGACCUCAAUUUAAGAAGCAAGAAAAAAUUCAAAGACAAACCUUUAAGAGGCUCCACAAAUGACUAGGUACAUCAACAGUACAAUUUCGCCUCAGGAAAAUGCAUCCAUUUAGCAAUCUUCUCUCUUCACCAUGAUGAAUUAGAGUUGAAUUCACCCUUCUAUUCUGACUGUUAAGUUGGUAAUCUUUGUCUUUUUAUAUCUUGCAGGUUGGAGACACUGUAGACUCCUCACUUCAGUCAACAACAGAUCAAAAUCUUGCUCUAUUUUCUGGAAUGAGUUUGCAUUCGGUGAGACCAAAAAUACUCGGUCAAUUAGCAACUAGAAGCUUAUAAACUAAAAGUACUUACUUUCUUUUUCUUUCCCAUGCACAGCAAAGAGACACCACUACAAUAUCGGCACUGUUUGAUUCCAACACUACUGUUCCGGAGGUGAAAUCUUCAGGGGGAGUUAUGGAUGUGUUCCAAGGACUUGAUCUUUCAAGUGGGAGUGACACCUUUAGAAGAAACAAUUCUACAAAUCAAAGAGAUAAGGGUUCUAAAUCUGACUUAGAUGAUUUGUUUUCCGUUAAAGAGGAUAUCACACGAUUAAGCCCGGUCAAACAGGCUAACGCCCAAGAAGCUUCUAAGGACAGCGUGACAGAUCUGUUUGAUCCAUUGCUAGCGGACAGCAAGAAUGCUGUUGGACAUCAUGUCACGCAAUCCAAUUUGGCUUCAAUUACUGAAACAAGAAAGAAUCACUAUUCGGAUUCAAAGACAAACGUUCUAAAGGAUCCGCAACUUGUGAGCUACGGCAACAAUAUAAUAUCACCUCAGGACAACAAUUUACGUCCAAUGAACUCUUUGAAUGUAAAUACCCCCGGCUCUGUCUCAGUAAAUCUUAAAAGCGGUUCACAAAUUUUCGGGAAUGGAGACGAAUUGUCACACAACAGAACUACGCAACCAAUUGUCGCGUUACCUGCCAGCGGACCACAAGGAACACUACAGCAAUUUCCGAUACAAUUUCCUUUUAAUUCCCAUCCAGUCGUUCAACCGCCUGUUAUGAGUGGCGCGUCAACAACCCCUUUAAGACUUCCAAAACAGUCGAGUCAAAGAACUGAGUUUAGUUUUGUUGGAAAAUCCGGUAAAGCAGAUGCGUUUAGUUUUGUCCAAGAUGAGAUGAAAGCAAGAAAAUAGAUUUAUAAGUAAAAUAAUUUUGUCACUAAAAAGGAUUUAUCAAUGACAGAACUUUUAUAUGACGGAGACGUAGUAACAACAGUAGAAUGCGUCGAAGAUGCCUAAAGACAUGAAGACAGAAAAAGAAAUGAAAGUAGUUUAAUUACAGUGAGA